AUGAAUUCCAAACCGGCCGGUUUAGCUGCUAUUGUCUUAACGCUCUUGUCCAUCCAAAUCCUUGACCCAGCUGGUGUAGCAGGGGACAUCACCGGAGUUUGUUACGGCCGGAACGGCGACAAUCUCCCGUCGCCAGAAGACACAGUAGCCUUUUACAAAAGCAACAAUAUCGAAGCGAUUCGUAUGUACGAGCCAUUCCCCGAUAUGCUCGACGCGCUUCGUGGCUCUGGUCUCUCCGUCGCGUUUGGUCCUCGAAACGAAGAAAUCGAAACUCUAGCUCAAGAUCCAGCCGCCGCAACCGAUUUCGUCGCCAUCUGGAUCCUACCACACCUAAACGACGUCGACAUUAAAUGGAUCACGAUCGGUAACGAAGUUUUCCCCGGAGAAAUCGCCCCCUUCGUCGCCGCCGCGAUUCGAAACGUAAACGCCGCGUUAUCAAAUUCCGGCGUUACAGGAAUCGCCGUCACGACGGUUGUUUCGAUGAACGUUUUGGAGAAUUCGUAUCCACCUUCCGCUUCGAAUUUCCUCCCGGAUCUGACCGAAACCAUGACGGAGAUUUCGUGGAUUCUAUCCGAAACGAAUUCGCCUCUAAUGGCGAAUAUAUACCCAUACUUCGCAUACGCAUCAGAUCCAGAACAAAUCUCACUCGAUUACUCGGUUUUUAAAUCAGAGACACCGGUUGUGGUCGACGGUGAUUUGGAGUAUAACAACAUGUUCGCGGCGAUGAUUGAUGCAUUCAACGCGGCGUUGGAGAAAAUCAACGCCGGAAACGUGGUGGUUACGGUGGCGGAAACUGGAUGGCCGACGGAAGGAAAUCCACCGUACACGAGCGUCGAUAACGCGAUGGCUUACAAUUUGGGGAUUCUUAGUACAUGUGGUGGAUCUACACCGAUGCGGACACCUCGCCGGCCGGAGACGACGGUGGAUGUGUUUUUGUUUGCGAUGUUCAAGGAGAAUCAGAAGCAAGGUCCGGUGGAGCAGAGCUUCGGAAUCUUCGAACCUGAUAUGACUCCCGUCUAUGAUCUCUUUUGUUAUUAG
Messenger RNA from Arabis nemorensis, 1038 nucleotides. The record is from the annotation of a GenBank genome assembly. Lineage: Eukaryota; Viridiplantae; Streptophyta; Magnoliopsida; Brassicales; Brassicaceae.